This is a messenger RNA of Hylaeus volcanicus, 8300 nucleotides long. RefSeq names its product apoptotic protease-activating factor 1 (gene Dark). The record is from RefSeq and is a predicted model, not a curated record. The transcript is spliced from 11 exons. The coding region runs from base 1193 to 5305 and encodes 1370 amino acids. NCBI's taxonomy places the organism in Eukaryota, Metazoa, Arthropoda, Insecta, Hymenoptera, Colletidae. Gene Ontology annotation, molecular function: protein binding; ADP binding. Gene Ontology annotation, biological process: regulation of apoptotic process.
UGCACGAGAUAAAAAAAUGUAUUAAAUGUUGUCGUUUUGUAACAGUAUACUUCUUCAUAUGGAUUUUCUAUUACAGUGGCGACAUCACGUUGCUCUCUGUAAGACUUGCUCUCAACUGCGAUGGUGGUUUAAUGGUCAGCGUAGUUGCCUUCCAAGCAGUUGAUCCGGGUUCGAUUCCCGGCCUUCGCAGGAUUUGUUUUUGUUUAUGUAACACUUGCCUUUAAUACUCGAACAAUCAAUAUGAUUCUUGUCUAUAUCUACAGAAAUAGUAAAUCUCAGCUGCGAUGGUGGUGUAAUGGUCAGCAUAGUUGCCUUCCAAGCAGUUGAUCCGGGUUCGAUUCCCGGCCAUCGCAGUGGAUUUAUUUUUGCUUUUUUAUUAAAUUUAUUUUUCGAUGAUAUCCACUGUAAUUUUCUUUUAAAAUACAUUAUAUUUAAAAAUAUAUUAUCAGUAUAUAAAUUAUUAUUGAUUAAGUAUUUUAAAAAUUAAAAAAAAAAAGAUUUCCGAUACCGGGAAUCGAACCCGAGCCUCCUGGGUGAGAGCCAGGUAUCCUAGCCACUAGACCAUAUCGGAUUUGCUUACAAUAUAAGUCUGCUUACGAGUAUACAUAGUCACAUUUGGUAAAAUCCUUAAAAUGAUAAAACAUAUAAUUAUUUUAUAAUUAUUCUGUUUAAAAUAAUCUGUUGUUCUUUGGAAGAAUAUUUCAAUUCUCAUUCUGUAUUCCUCGUUCCAUAAGUUUUGUUUGUUUUCCAUUUAUUAUAUACCCACUUUUUUUGAUAACAUUUAUCGAUGUUCUUCUCCAAUGAUAUCCUUUAUCAUGUUUCUGUAUAACUUUGUAAUAUGCUAUUGAUUUAGAAAAUGUGUUUUUUAAAAAUCCGAGGGUAACCUGCGCCGUAUGAUAUCGACGACCAAUCAGAAACAACGAAGUUCCUAAGCAAAGCUGGCAGCAGUGAGCACACGGCGUUGUUUGACUCAUGCAUGCUGUACGUACUGUGUCAGUUCAGUCAGUUUACUUCUUGGUUGUGAGGUGAUGUGAUAUAGUUGAAUGGUGUACCAAUUAAUCAGCUUUUCAAACAAAGGCCUCGUAAAACGUAGACGUAGUUCGAUACGUUCAAUAACCAGCUUCGAUAAAAUAAUCUUAUUUGUAAAAUAAUUCAAAGAGUAUGAUAUGAGACGUAUUUAAACAAUACAAUAAUGGACAGAUUGCAUCAAAAUAUUCUUAAAAUUCUGCGAAAUAGUAUAGUCGCAGAUAUGGAUGUAUAUAACGGUAUCAUAAGUCCGCUAAAAUCAGAUUACAUAUUAAAAGACGACCACAUCAAACAGAUACAGGCUGGUCAGUCCAAAGAAGAAAGGGCUAAAAUUUUAUUGGAUAUACUUCCAAGUCGAGGUCGAUUUGCAUUUGAAAGUUUUCGUGAGGCUUUACGUCAUCAUUACGAUUGGCUUAGCAAGGAAAUGGACAUACUCGAGGAAAGUGGAAAAACUGUGAAUGAUGUACAACAUGUUACUACACCCAUCCUUCCUCCAAUUUCACCACUGACUGUGAUCAGAGAACGAAAGAUGAUAGAAUUAAAAUAUUAUUUGGAACAAUUACAACCAAAUGGAUAUGUUGUACUUCAUGGAAUGAAAGGAUUUGGUAAAUCGUGUUUAACAGCUAGCACACUGAAGGAUACAAAAUUUGUAAGAAGUUCGUUUUAUAGUGAAAUAUAUUGGAUUAAAUUUGGAUAUGAACGACCAAUUAAUGAGGAAAUAUUUAUCCAAUUAAACAGGCUUUAUCAUCUUGUUAAGAAUUUAGAAUUGUCAUCAGAAUCGUCAAUGCCAGAGACAUCAACGGAUUCAUUAAUUUAUUUCUUGAAAUAUUAUUUUAACAAAGAAAAGCAUUCCCAUGCUUUGUUAAUUUUAGAUGAUGUUUGUGAUAGUAAAAUAAUUGAUGCAUUUGAUUUUGAAUGCAAAACAUUAGUAAUCACUGCUAAUCUCGAUGUUGUACAAGGCAAAAGAUUUUCUAAAUUUGAGUUGAUCGACGGCUUCACCGAAGCGGAAACUUUAGGUCUUUUUGCUAAAGUGUUAGAUACAAAAGAGGAUAAACUUCCAUUUGAAGCAAAACGAAUUCAUGAUGAAUGUAAAGGAAUGCCCUUAUUAAUAGCUAUGUUUGCCGCCCAAUUCGAAGAAUUUAAACAUGACAUGAAAUUGCGCCCACAUAGAUGGAGAUAUUAUUUGAAUUCAUUAAGAAAUAAAGACGAGAAAAAUCGUGUAAUUAAAAUAUUUUUGGAGAAACAAGAAGCAAUUUUUAAUAUGUGUAUAAAGGAACUACCAGAUGAAAUGAGAAAACGUUACGAAGAAUUAGUUAUUUUUAGGGAAGAUGUUAAUAUAACACCACAGACUUUGGAGAUUCUUUGGGAGGGAGCUCCAUUUGAAGUUGAGGAAAUGAUGCUAGACUUUUGCCAUAAAUCUCUUGCAGCUAAGCAAUGGAACAAUGAAUUGCAUAGCUAUAUCUAUGGUGUUCACGAUUUAUUACUUUGUCACCUUCGAAAAAAAUUUUCACAAGCUGAAUUAGUAGAAAUGCACAAAUCGUUAAUCGAAAAGUAUCGUAAAUACUGUAAUGGUGAUUUUUCAAAAUUACCCGCCGACAAUUAUAGUUACUCGUAUAUCGGAUAUCACUUGGAGCAGGCGCAAUUAUAUGAUGAAUUUCCUAAUAUAUACUUCAAUUUUGAUUUCAUCCAAGCAACAAUAAUUCAUAGUGGAUUAAGUAAUUUGUUGAUAGAUCUGGAUAAUUAUAAAAAAUAUAUUACAAAAAAAGAUCCAAUAUUGGAAGCAAAUAUGAUCGAUUUAGAAAGAUUUUUAGAAGAACAAGCAAGUAUCAUAGUGAAACACAGGCGCAAGAACUGCCUAGAUAUAGUUCAAAUCGCUAUGAAUCAUCCUUAUGAAGGCUAUGUCAAAGAUACUGCCAUGAAACUAGCAAGUGAAAGAUCUAAAAGUUUAUACGUAUUUCACAAUAAAAAAUUGGGACAGAUGGAUAUGCCAUGGAGUGAGGAAAUAUCAACAGAAAUUCGUACGUCGUGUUUUACGUACGAUCCAAACUUAAUUCUAAUCGGGAAUGGAGCGGGUGAAAUACUUUUGUGGGAUAGUUUCUACAAAAGACAAAAAGUUUUCAGUGGUCACGAUAAAAGUUGCAGCAUAAAGAAGAUUGUCAUGUCUUCGGAAGGCGAUUGUUUUUUGUCGCUAGAUGAUCACGGUAUAGUAAAACUUUUUAGACUUUCCGACGAUGAAAAUUAUGAGCAAAAUCAUAUUCCAUUAAGUCCACGGCAAAAACAAUCUUUUUGGAGUGGAAUAUUUACUAGCCAGAUUCCGCACGACGAUAGCUCAAUAGUGUUUUCUGUUAAUGGUGAAAUUAUACUAGAUAUGACAUUUGCACAUGACAAUAAAUAUAUAGCAGCUUCUACAAAUAGAGGGACAAUAAAAAUUUGGGAUCGAUAUGGAGAAGUGUUAUCAGAACAUCAUCAUAAUCCGCAAGAUAACAGUUGUCUUAAGAAUGUAGCAUUUUCAAUGGAAAGUAACUUGCUCCACAUAAUGGAUGAAACACAUGGCGUUUUAAUAUCGUAUUGCAGAUGUGGCACAAAAUAUGAAUAUCUAUCGCAAUACAAUCUAAAUUUGCUAAAAACGAAAAUUAUAUUUUUCCGUAUUGUCCCGGAACAGAAUAAUUCCUUAUUUAUUGUUACCGAAGAUACAGCCGUAUAUAUAAAAUGGUUCAGACGAUACAAUGACCACAUGCACAAUUAUGAAAGACAAAUAAGAGCAAGUAUUGAAAAUAAAAAAAUCGUUUAUGUUUGCGCUACCUUAACAUACGAUGGUCAAUAUUUGGUUCUGGCUGAUUCGAGCGGUUUUAUAAAUAUAUUAAAUGCAAAUACCGGAACACAACCAAUAGCCAUUUAUAAGUGUCGUAUUUCUUCUUUGGAUACAUAUUGGUUAAAAGAAGAAGGGUACCAUAUUAUUUGUGGUUCUGAAAAUCAAUUGCUUCACAAAUGGAAAUUUCCAGUAGCAGGGGUCUGUAAAUCGAUAAGAAAACCUUUAUUUGAUGCGGCGGUCCAACAGUUUGGUCAACCGAAUACCGUUGUUACGGAAACUCCUUCAAAUACUAUCGUCGCAUUAGUUGGCGACGAAGUAAUAGCAGAAUCUAAACCGAUCGACGGAAAAAUAUGUAACUUAAUUCUUUCAUUGGAUAGAAAGAAAAUAAUUUUUGUUACGAAUAAACACGUUGUUACUUUAUUUGAUAUAGAGAAAAAGGAAGCCAUACCUAUACUGAACGUUUUACAAAACAUAGAAUUUAUAAAAUGUAUAAACAUACAAAACAGUAACAUAAUUGUUUGUAGAGAGACAAACGAUAAUUUAAGGGUCUGGCAAAAUAAAGAACUAACAUACUUAGUUCAAAAUGCCGGAUAUAUUAUUUCAAUUCAUGAGAUAAAUGAAAGAUGUAUACUGACAGUAACACGAAACGGUAUAAUAACACUUUGGAAUAUCAAUAAUACGAAUUGGAUACGACGAGACAGCGUAACCAAUGGUGGUUCGGACAUCGUCACUACUUUUAGUUGCUUGAGUUGUAGAAAAAUUAUUCUAGCCGUAUUAAAUGACGUGGGAGAUGUAGUUUUAUACAAACUACAAGAAGAUACGAUAACGUUACCAGCGUGUAUAAAAAUUACUGAAUAUUUCAGAACGAGAUAUACACAAAAACUGACGUGUUGUGAAAUCUCACAAAAAGAACAAUAUGUAGCUAUUGGCUUUGAAAACGGAGAUAUUUCCAUUAUUGAUAUAUCAAUACGAGAAGAAAUACAUAAACUAUGUUUUCAUACAACGGCUGUUACUCAACUAUAUUGGGCUCCUUCCAUAAUCGACGUCCCUGUUUUACUUUCCGUAAAUUCAGAUGAAGUAGUGUGGUGGAAUAUUGCGUUGACUAUCCGCACGCAUAAGCAACAAAAAAGGCUCAGAAGCAAAAUUAAGCAUAGUAUUAGUUCUCCUGCUGUCUGUCAAAGUGCAAAUGUUGGCUUACAUAUGUCUACUAGCUGCAGUGUAGACUCAAAUAUGUACAGUAUGCAACCUCAAGCGGAGGAUAAUACUACCAUGAAUGGUGUCCAUAAACUAAGUAAGUACUGGAAAUUUAUCGAAGGUAAAAAUCCACAACAGCCAGCAUUAUUAGCUGUUGUCGAAUUACCUUCGAAUUUUCUUGCAAAAAUAUGCAUAUCUACCGAUUUCACAAAGUUUGUUACAGUUGAUAUAUAUGGAUCCAUUAGCACGUUCACAUUAUGUGGAUAUAAUUAACCAUGACUACUGUAAUUAAAGAUUCCUAUAAUGAAUAUUUUAAAGUUUGUUAUUGUAAAGGUGCAAUAACUGUAAACAUUAUCAAAAAUAUGAAAUGUUUUUUAUACAAUUUUUACUUGUGAUUAAUUAGAAUAACAAGUUGAUACUUGUAAAUGGUAGAUAUGGUUAUUAUAUCAAAGUGAAAUAUUUCAUGAAUAGGGAAGUACAAUAUAGAUAAUAUUAGAUAGGUUGAUGGUUUAUACCAAUUAAGUUUUAAGAUAAGUGAAUUUGCAUACAACUUAUAUUGACUGAUGCUCAAGACUAUGAGAAAUACGUAAACUUAUUUACAGUAAUCCUAUCUCUACUGCCACUUGCAUUUACAAGAAAAUUAAUGGAUCUCUUACUUUUACACAUCUUUACAUGUGUAAAAGAACAAUCACAAUUGCAUUUUUGACUGCUUUUUUUUUAUACUGUACUUUUAAAAUCAUAAGAUUCUCUCGAACAUUUUGCAAACCGUUCAUCCUACACGUUUCAAAAUAUUUGUGCUAUUGAAUAAUAUUUCUCAUUAUGGCGCAUCGCCAAAUGAAAUUCGCGCAUUUUAUUCUACUUAAUGUUUAUACGGAAGUUCUUUUUUUACUUACAUCGAAUAAUCAUACUUAUAUUACGAUUUGUGUGUGUAUACACUACAAAUUUAUUUCGUAAGUCUUAUUGCAAUAUAAAAUAAAUAUAAUUGUAAAUACCAAAUGGAUAAGAUAUAUUUAAAUCGUAUAACGUUGAAAUUUUAUUUCAUUUCGAUUUAGUGCUAUCCGAUAAAAAAAAUUCAUACAUAAGUAUGAUUAUUAACAUAGAAGAGAUGUUUUCCUUCGGAUAGGUAAUAUGUCUUCAACAAAAAAAUUGUUUAAAAGUAGAUUUUUCUUAUUUGAUGAAAAAAAAAAUUAUAUAUUUAGAGUAAAUUAAAAAAAAAUUUCAGUGAAUUUUAAAAUGUUUAUUAAUUGUUUAUAUCUGAUAAAUUGUGAAAAACGUUCAUAUCUUUAAAUUUCGUUUGUUUUCAAAUUAUAUAAUAUUUUCUAUUUUUAAUUUGAACUACGUGCCUUAAGUGUAUGAUACACAUGUUUAAAGGGGAGUAAACACAAGUGUUCAUAAAUUGUACGGAAUGUUUAAUAUAUCUGUAUAUUCUAAUUGUAAAUUUACCUGCCAAUUUAUGACAUUACUCCCUUCAGGAUACAUUUAUAUUACAUAUAUAUUUUAUAUGCUACAUAUAAAAACUCGAAUAAAUCCUAAAAAUAUUUGGCACGUACGUGCAUAGUCGGAUCGAUCAAAAUUUAGUAUGGAAUAUAUUUAUUAUUUCCACCGUAAUCGAACAACUUUUUGAUAAGUUAUUUUUAUACAGUAUCCUUUAUUUCAGUGCCUCGAUUUUUUCAGCUUUACUGAACUAUUCGAUCUCAUAUUACUGUACUAUUAGGUCAUCUUAUAAAUUCGUGUCGAUUUUUGCAUCAAUAUUUUAAAUAUACUAAAUUACAAGACAUCCAGAAAAUUUCUUAUCGUUUCAGUAAAAGUUUUUUACUAUUCAACGAUCUUACGAUCGAUAGCAUUUUCUUAAAACUGAUCUCGAACAGCAGUGCAUUUAUCUCUUAUUGCUGUGUCUAAAAAGGUAAACUAUCGCGAAUGCAUUACACACGAAAUUUUUGGUUGGCCUAAUAUUAGUUAAUGUUCCAACAAGAUAAGAAUAUCUAGUGUAAGAGAACAGUGGUAUGUAACAGAUGAUGUAUAUGUACGCAAUUAUUUUAUACAAAUUAUGUUAUAGAAUAUUACAUGUUUAUUCGCAUGUAUUCUAUGCGUGCAAUCGACCGUGAUCACGUAUACAUCGAAAUGUUUAUCAAUAUUGUGAUAUCGGAAUACAUACGACCAUGUGUAUUCCUUAAACGAAGUGCAGUUUACGGGAAAUGCGAACAAUAGUGACGCCCGUCAGCGGCGGCAACCAUGUUUGUUCUGUAAACAUAAAAAGUUUGCAUUCUCUCGUCAAGCUCAAUUUUUUAUACCACUUAUUGUAUUACUUUCGAACCUAUGUAUUUUAGUUGAUGCUACAAAAAGUGUAUGUAUUUUAACCCAAAUAAAACUGUGUAAAUACAUCCUCGCUUUCUGUGUUCCCACGAGAUCAACGGACCCGUCGCAGGAAGUACGUUUAUGGACUAUAUCGCAAUGUAUAAUAGCUACACGUGGCUAACGUAUUAAUAGGAGACGAAGAGACUGACGUAUGUACGACUUGGCACUAAACGAAGUGUCCAAUUUUAUCCUCUAGGCCAAUGUCGGUUUACGUAUUCUAGCAUGUAUAUCGAUAGUAUUAUUAUCAGUGAACUUAGAUCGACUUCAUUGGCAUACCUGAAGAGUUCCUUGUAUCGAAAUGUUACGCGUCGAUGGAAUGACGCUUGAAAAAGAAUCGCAAGGUGAAACGGGAAUGUAAACUCAUUUCACAAACUAGGAAAGGACAACUGGCUUUCAAAAAAGGACAAGCACUUGUUAAGACAACAUGCAAGUAAUUAAUUAAAAACAGAAAGUAAAAAAGGACUUCAAAACUUUCGAAAGGUAUCGCUACGAAUAAAAUCAAGUAAAUGAAGAAAGUCAUAGGGGAAAAAGUACUAGAAAAGAACCCAUGGGUCACCCUAGUGAAUUACAAUUAUCCAUCGACACCAAUCGAUGGAAAAGCGUCUGUUUAAUGAGACCGGAAUAAUCUGACGUGGUGUGGAAAUGUGGGGAUGCGCACAGCAACAAAUACGAGCUCAAGCGUGUACAUAUAGAAGCGUAGCGCUUUAGGUCCCGGAAAUCAGAGCGGGGAAAGGAAAGGACGGACUACCCGUGCGGACAGCACGGCUACCAAUCGUUGCACUUCGCGAUAUUCAGUCUCAGUGUGCGGAUCGUUGUACCCGCUUGUCGUUUCCACGUUCACUCGUUUCCCCGGCAGAUCUUCGAAACGUUCGACCUAUCUUUUUUUUUUUUUACUUUUUUUUUCCAAAUUUUG